GUUAUAAUUCAACAGUUCUUGCAAUUCCUCUACCAAACUUUGUUUCCUAUCCAAAAAAAUAUAAUUUUUGUAAAGAAUUAAUAUUACCUUAUUACAACUGUUUAACAUAUUCAAAUAAGCUUGAAAUGAUAAAUUACGAGAAACACUACUUAAUGUCAAAUGGAAUACUUAUGGCAGGAAAUAUUAUUUUGCAAUUUG
Scutellospora calospora is the source of this 198-nucleotide messenger RNA. The record is from the annotation of a GenBank genome assembly. Lineage: Eukaryota; Fungi; Glomeromycota; Glomeromycetes; Diversisporales; Gigasporaceae.